AAAAAUUAUAUUCUUUAUCUCUCUCUCUCUCUCUCUCUCGCUCUCUCUCUCUCACGUUGCGUGUACACCUGUUUCUGUCUCCGAAGCUUCCCGAUUCAAUCCCUGAUCUCCGAUUCGCAAUCGGAACACAAUACUGCGGUGACCGUUGAAUCAAUCACCGGCGGUUCAAUUUUGCAAUUUGGUAACUGACCUUAUUUAGUGGAUUUUGGCAUUUGCUGUGCUCAGUGGUUGUGCUCGGUGGUGGUGGUUGUGGACAAAGGUUGAUGUGAAUGCUCGAAUUUGGGAUAUCUCUCACGCUCUCUUCCAAUCGCGCCAACACCGUUCAGCUUAAUGGCUUUUGCUAAGUUCUUUCUGCUGCUGGUUUCCUCCUCUACAAUCUGAUCCAUAUGUCUAAAAUAAACCUUAAAUGCUAGUACUCAGAUACAAGCUUGGCAAUUAGGCACACAAGUUUUCCUAUGAUAUGUUACUAAUGGCACUGGAUGAUUUUUGCCUGCAACAAACUUGUUGAGGGAAUUGACAAAGAGAAGAGAUGGGGGAAUCAGAAUCAGCAAAGAAAAUAGAGGAAGAAGUAGGAAGAGUGGUGGAGCAGGCUAAGGAGCUUCAGGACUCUGCUGCAUCUUUCAUUUCCAAGGCUUCUGCCGAUGACCAAUCCCUCCGUAACCGCGUCGUUUCCCUCGACUCUUCCAUUCGCCGCCUCCAUUCUCUCCUCUCUCAUAACAACCAUAACCUUCUUGAUCCCAAGUUAGCAGACAAGCUCGAAGAAGAUUUACAGAGAGCUAGAUGUAUCAUGGUUGACGGAGAUGCCGCUUCUUUCCUUCCUCCAAAAACUCAAGGGGGAUUUUUGAAGAUGUUUCUGGGUCCUAUUAAUGUCCGCGCCUCGCAAAAAGACAUUCAAUUAAAGGUUAAAGAGGAGUACAACAGUUACAGAGAUAGAACUGCCCUUCUGUUUCUCUUUUUCCCAGCAGCACUUCUUAUUCUAAGGUCUUGGAUUUGGGAUGGAUGCUUGCCAGCUUUUCCCGUUCAGCUGUACGAGGCUUGGCUUUUGUUCCUUUACACUGGCUUGGCAUUGCGAGAAAACAUUUUGAGAGUGAACGGAAGCGAUAUUCGUCCAUGGUGGAUUUAUCAUCACUAUUGUGCUAUGGGUAUGGCCCUGGUUAGUCUCACCUGGGAGAUUAAAGGGCAACCAAAUUGCACACAAAAGCAGAGAGGGGUUCAACUUUUCCUACAAUGGGCUAUGAUGCAAGGGGUUGCGAUGCUUUUACAAAAUAGAUAUCAACGGCAGAGACUCUAUACUCGUAUUGCAUUGGGAAAGGCUAAGAGGAUGGAUGUUGUCUGGGGAGAAACGGCCGGUGUGGAUGGCCAACUGUGGUUGUUGUGUCCCAUACUUUUCAUUUUGCAGGGUUUCGAGGCAUAUGUUGGACUACUGUUACUCAAGACUGCAUUCAUUGGGGUUGUUUCUGAAUGGCAGGUAUUUUUUUGUGGGAUCCUUCUAGUUUUAAUGGCUGUCGGGAACUUCGCAAAUACAGUACAGACACUCAUGGCGAAGUCAAGGUUUAAGGCAAAGAUGAAAAGAAGUAAGAGCAAACCGGAGCUGUAACAAAUCAUCCCUAAUUAUCAUCUUCUUCCUAAAGCUUUUUAUAGGAUCUCAUUUUUGGAAUGCUUUUCUGGGUCUCAAACGUGUUUCUUGAAGCUAAUGCUGUAAAAAAAUUGCUUCAUAAAGCUUCGUUUUUACUUCUCAUUAACCUUUAUAUGAUGUAGCAUUGAUUUUUUACCCCCUGACAGAACCAUAAUCUUGGAUGCAAAUGCUAUGAUUUCGGUCACCUGUGAAAAUAUAUUUUCUUUCAUUGGGUAAA
Messenger RNA from Quercus robur (English oak), 1853 nucleotides. RefSeq lists its product as uncharacterized. The record is from RefSeq and is a predicted model, not a curated record. Gene Ontology annotation, cellular component: membrane. Bases 530 to 1597 code for a protein of 355 amino acids. The transcript has 13 exons. Lineage: Eukaryota; Viridiplantae; Streptophyta; Magnoliopsida; Fagales; Fagaceae.